Messenger RNA from Neolamprologus brichardi, 1129 nucleotides. The record is from RefSeq and is a predicted model, not a curated record. NCBI's taxonomy places the organism in Eukaryota, Metazoa, Chordata, Actinopteri, Cichliformes, Cichlidae.
AUGGCAGAGGACGAGGUUAACUACGCAUCAGUUGUAUUUAAAUCUAACCAACAACAAAAAUCAGAAGGUAAGUUAAUUAAAAAGGAGGAAACAGUGUAUGACAAAGUAAAGGUGCAAAAUAAGGCAACAGAACAAACUCCUGUCACAAAUGCCUCUGCAGAAUUCUUGCCCGACAAGAAAUCAAACCACAGAUGUCGCCACUAUCAGCAGUUGGCUUGUUGUUUGGGCACGCUUUGUAUAAUUUUGGUGUUGGUCAUCAUAGCAGUCGGUGUCUACCAUGUCACAUCAAUUUAUGAGAAUGAUGAAACUGAGCUGAACCAACUGAAAGAAAACCAAACAACUUUAAAUGCUGUCAAUCGUAACCUGACAAAACUCAACAACAAACUCAGCUCAGACAAUGAAGACUUGAAGAGGAACCAAACCCAGCUCACACUCCAGAUGAACAACCUGACUCAAACCUUUAAUGUCUUAGAUAAAGAGGUGACAAACCUGACAAAAGAAAACCGGAACCUUAAAGAUAAAAAUAAGGAGCUGAAGACUCAGAAUAAGGACCUGGAGGCAGAGAAGAAAAACCUAACAGAAACAGAAAUACAAAACCUGACAACAUCAUCGAAUGAGCACAAUGUUAGUCGAGCUCAGUGGAGCAUUGAUGCCUACUGUCCCCAAGAAAAUAACAACAGAAAGUGUAAGGCUUGUCAGAAGGGCUGGGAAUUAAAUUCCAGCUGCUAUGCAACUAAUAAUGCUGACCAAGGUGAAAGGAAAACCUGGGAAGAAGCUCGAAAAGACUGCAGAGGAAAGAUUUCAGAUUUGGCUGUUGCAAUUAAUGAAGAAGAAACGAAAAUUAUUUGUGAAAAGAGUUGGCAAAAAAAUGAAAACACAGGAUACUGGAUUGGCCUGAGAGUUGAAGAUGGGAAAUGGAAGUGGCUGGAUGGAAGGGAUCUAACUAAUAACUCCUGGAUCGACCAGUCAUCUCCUUCUGAUGGUCACUGUGCAAUCUCUCUCCAAAACCAAGGAUUUAAAUCAGUGAGCUGUGAUGAGAAGAACCGAUGGAUCUGCAAGAAGAAAGCUUUGUCUGUUUGAAUGCUGCAAAGUAAAUACUUCAGAAGACUACUGGAUAUUCAGAAACUAC